CUGAUUUAUCAAUGGGCUCUGCAGUCUUUAGGAGGAAAACACGUUCUUCCUCCAUCAGUUAGUGGAUAUUUAGUAAAGGAUGAGAAGAUAGUAUACUGGGGAUUUAUCUUUUAGGAGAAAGAUAAAUCACUCACACUGAUUACUUUUUAAAAUAUAUCUAUUAAAAACAUCUCUUUUUUUUCGUUUUCUUGCAAGAUAAUUACUGGGAUUUCUUUUUCUUUGGUUCUUGUUGUUCUCAGGCGACAUUUUGAUCCUAGCUGUCUGAUGAAAGGAAUCCACCUUCUAUAAAGAGACUGGACGCUUUGCUGUUGCUGUUCACUCGAGGAAGACGUGAAUAUUUUUUUAUUUUUUAUUUUGCUCUGUUCUUAUGGUUGGAGAUGAUGAUGAUGAUUGGAAGUGAAAGCGGCUUGGUGUCGGCGCUCCUCGCGCUUCUCCGCUCCGUGGUUCCUGCGCUGUUGCUGCUCGCGGUGUCGCGGCGGCUGUGGUCGCUCAGGUGGAGCGCGGCCCGGGACAAGGCGUGCGCGCUCCCGCUGCCGGAGGGCUCCAUGGGCUGGCCGCUGAUCGGGGAGACCUUCCACUGGCUCUUUCAGGGUUCCAGCUUUCACAUCUCCAGGAGAGAGAAACACGGCAAUGUCUUUAAGACCCACCUUCUGGGGAAACCCGUGAUCCGUGUGACUGGCGCUGAAAACAUUCGUAAGAUCCUGCUCGGCGAACACACGCUGGUGAGCACACAGUGGCCACAAAGCACACGGAUCAUCCUCGGACCAAACACGCUCGUCAACUCUGUCGGUGAUCUGCACAAGAAGAAAAGAAAAAUCCUGGCAAAAGUGUUCAGCCAGGCAGCACUAGAGAGCUAUCUGACGCGCCUUCAGGAUGUGGUAAAGGGUGAAAUCAGUAAGUGGUGUGCUGAAGCUGGCCCUGUGGAAGUUUACACUGCUACGAGGUCGCUCACGUUCCGCAUCGCUGUGCGCGUCUUGCUCGGCCUGAAGCUGGACGAGCGGCGCAUCACACACCUCUCCAAGACCUUUGAGCAGCUCAUGAACAACCUGUUCUCUCUGCCUGUGGAUGCACCUCUCAGCGGCCUGCGCAAAGGGAAAAAAGCACGAGAUGUUCUGCAUGCAGAGAUGGAGAACAUCAUCAAGGAGAAAUUAAAGAAGCAGAGCACGGACGAGUACUGUGAUGCUUUUGACUACAUGCUGAGUGCCGCAAAGGAAAACGAUUACAACCUGACCAUACAGGAGCUCAAGGAAACAGCAGUGGAAUUGAUUUUCGCCGCACACUCCACCACAGCCAGUGCGUCCACAUCGCUCAUCCUUCAACUGAUGCGCCAUUCUGAAGUCACAGAGCGUGCAAGGGCCGAACUGGAGGCUGAAGGUUUAUUGGUGGAUGCUCCCAGCUCUGGUUGCUUAUGCUGUAAUGAAAACAGCGAGGCUGAAAAGUGCACAAAUGACACGACACAGCCCCGUCUUAAAUCCAAACCUCUGCUCGAUAAAAUAACCUGGCCUGACAGACAAGAAGGUCAUCGAUCGCGGAUCAACGUCCCAUAUUUGAGUCUGCAGAAACUCAGUCAGCUGUCCUACUUGGAUAGUGUGGUAAAGGAGCUGCUUAGAUUUCUACCACCAGUGUCUGGGGGAUACAGGACAGUGCUGCAGACAUUUGAGCUGAACGGUUACCAGAUCCCCAAAGGCUGGAGCGUCAUGUACAGCAUCCGUGACACGCACGAGACUUCUUCUGCCUACACAAGCCCAGAGCUGUUUGACCCUGAGCGCUUCGCCCCUGACCGGGAUGAAAGCAAAACCAGUCGGUUCAGCUACGUGCCAUUCGGAGGUGGUGUCCGUAGGUGCAUCGGACGCGAACUUGCCUUGCUCAUGCUCAAAACACUCAGCGUGGAGUUGCUGGCCACAACCGAGUGGACGCUGGCCACAGAGACAUAUCCCAGCAUGCAAACAGUGCCCAUCGUUCACCCAGUCAACGGACUCCAUGUCCAUUUCAACUACAGGAAUCAAUCGGGUGGGAGAAACCGCAGGGAGUCCACACACAUAUAAAAAAAAAAACCCCACUCGUAUUUAUCAGUUACAUUUAUGCAUCCACUCUGUGAUUUUUGAACUGCAUUGGAGUGUUGUGUUUAACAGUCCAUCUAACAAAAAUCAGCUUACGAGGAACGCUGAAGUACAUUUCAAAAAGAAUUGAUGUUGAAGGGGUGAUUAAAAAGUCAAGGCAGGAACAUGGAGCAUGUCUGCUGUUAGCAAAUCAACAAAUGACUAACCUGUUUUGUGGAAAGGGAAAACAGAUGAAAGGAGAACAUAGACAGGGUAAUGAUCACUGAAUGGAUAUUGUUAGAACCAGAAUGUUUAUGUAGAACCCAUACACAGGGAUGUUGUAAUAAGAGGCAAGCUCUGAAUGGUUCGGUACCAGUUCGGUAGAAUUGAUGAACUGCUUCUCUCAGUGUGCUUAGAGUUUCUGCUCAUCUAGUGCUACAUACAGUUUGUCAAGAAUGUCUUAGUCUCUUGCUUGGACAGUCUUAAGUACUAUUUAGAGGAGAUAAGAUUUCCGGACAGUCUGUUUAAACUAUAUUGAACAAAGACAUCUAUAUCAAUUAUUAUCAAUUUGCAGGGGAUAAGCGAUCCUAUCUUCUUUAAAGUUCUAUACACAUAAGACAUUUGGAUAUGAGAUCAAAAGAUAUGAGAUGAUAAACCAGAAUUUCAGCUUACAGAUAUUUAUAUCUAGAUGUGGUGGACCACACAAAGAGGAAGUAUUUCGUGUUAAAGUAUAUAACACUUAAUAUUUGGCUUGUUUGGCUUUCUUUCAGUUGUUGUUUGCUACUGGGGGUUUGGUUCUCCCUUCAGACUCCUCUUCAGCAGGUGGAAAUACAAACUCAGUUGGGUUAAGGUUUGGUGAUUGACCUGUCCAAUCUAAAACCUUUUUUAGCUGAUGAGAGUCAGAUGAAGUUUCUCGCAAUUAGAUUGAAUACGUGUACAAGCCAUGACACCAAGCCAUGAGCUUGUCCAUUUUGGAUCAUGCAGAUCCUUUUUUUCUUCACAGUUUGGCCGUUCCAUCAGUUGAGUUUCAUCUCUGUAUUAUUUGUAAAUUCUCAUAUUGCUCUAUUGAUCUCAAACCAAAUGUCACAAAUGGGCCUCGCUGUUCCAAUAUUUUCAAAGGGAAUUU
This is a messenger RNA of Hemibagrus wyckioides, 3165 nucleotides long. RefSeq names its product cytochrome P450 26B1 (gene cyp26c1). The record is from RefSeq and is a predicted model, not a curated record. Gene Ontology annotation, biological process: sterol metabolic process. Bases 378 to 2045 code for a protein of 555 amino acids. The transcript is spliced from 7 exons. Lineage: Eukaryota; Metazoa; Chordata; Actinopteri; Siluriformes; Bagridae. Gene Ontology annotation, molecular function: oxidoreductase activity, acting on paired donors, with incorporation or reduction of molecular oxygen; monooxygenase activity; heme binding.